AUGAUCACCCCAGAUUCAACACCGUGGGAGAUGCUCGAUCCCAUCUCUGCUCCCUCAGGCAGUGAGCUCUACAAAAACAACACUAUCUCCGAAGACAUGUCAGUGGAAGUGGGAUUAGAAGGCCAGCCACAGCCUCCUUACAGUCAUGAGUACACUAGGUCCUACCCUAUCCACCCCAAAGCAUCAAGCGAGAAUAAAAGCGACAGUGGUUACUUGAGACCGCAGACGCAGGAGCGAAACCACAUGCUGGUAGCUCGACAGCCAAGACGUCAGCUGGCGCCGCACAGAGAACGUAUCGAUUCAGAACAAACACAGCAAGAAACCUCCAUUCAACCUCCAUAUGAACAACAGGGACUUCCUUAUCAGCCCCCAUACAGAACUAUGCCAGAGUUGUCUAUCUCGCCCGAGCCAGUGAACCUCCCUUGGCCUUACAGUCCAUCCCAGAUGCCUGUAGCUGCUCCACCGCGCGAUAGGCAAAGACAGCAUAGUUCGAUGAACCAGGGGAACUCUCACAUGGUAAGGCCUAAUCAAGGCACUAUUUACCCAAGAUAUCAGUCCUCAUCCGGGAGAUCAAGUCCGACAAUCUGGCCACAGGAUCGCAAUGCACCUUCCAGCCAAAGAACUAUAUCUCUAUCCGAGGCUAAAAGUCUAAGAGCCCAGAUAUCAUACCUCCAGGAGAAAGUGAUCAAGUUAGAAGGCAAGCCCAUUGAUAUAGAGGCGUCAAAGUAUCAAAUUCUCUACCGAAUCGAGAAUGAUAACAUAUCUCGAGGCAUGUACCUAAGGAUGGAUAGCGAUGAGGACUUCAAAACUCCGUGGAUGGGAACAUUCACAGAUCCCCCCGAACGCUAUGGGCUCCCCCGUCUACGUUGUAAUGACCGAUUGGCCAAUUUUGAGCUCUACCUGGCUUUGAACAAAGACAUAUCAUUCGUGGUAUUUCGAAAUUUUAAGAGGACAGUCGAGCGGCACUCGUUAAGAGCGAAGUAUGGGAAGCCAGAGCCAUUCAGCGAGAACAUUCUUCCUGUUUCAGAGUAUCUCAAAGAGAUAUUCGAAGAGAUGCUGAGUGGUCGAGAGUUCAAGUCUAUGUAUAGUGGUUACCAGGCUUCCCGAGAGGUCAAGAAACCCUAUCUCUUCGUCUACCACAACCGAUCCAAAGUGGCUGAUAUGAGGGAAGGGCUGAGCUCAGCAGCUCAGCAGCAAUUGGAUCUCUUCAUGGAUUAUGUCCAAGCAACAUGUGGCGAGGAGUAUGCUGUCGCGGACAGUCUGCUCAACAAGGGCCGCAUUCGCCCGGAGUAUGUCCCAUACUUGUUCAAGCCCAACGAUGUCUUGAUUUCCAAAGACAACAAUGAGUACACGGGAUACCUCGCGCUAGACUGGCCGUUUCAAGACGAAAGAUAUUUUGGAUCUGAAAAGUCUUCCCUGUGGAGAGUCAGGGGCCAGACAUGGGAGUUUGACGGCAAGUUUUGUAGAAGAUGGGACAUACUGGAAUUUCAAACGUCAGAGACACAGCUUGCCGCAAACAAGUCACAAAAUCGACGCGAGAAUCCCAUUGAUGAUCCAAUGCUUAACUCAUACAGCCAGAAAGCAGCUGGCGACUCACCCUCAGCUGAGAGCAAUUCGAACAAAGAGUGUGCUAUUACUGACCUUGCUGUGUUCCCGAUCAAGCACGCAUCAAGUGAAAUUUUCCAAAUGCUUCAGAGGCGUGGAGAGACCUUCUGGAAACUACGUGGACAUCGAUAUGUGUCUUACCAUGCCACAGAAGAAGAAAACUUCCAGACCAUGGCCGAUGACCGAUACAUCAUAGACAUGAAAACGUACAAACGAUUGCAUCCACCCUCGAAUGUUCAAAUUGAAUACAAAAGCUUGCUUGAUGACCGAGCCAUGGCCAGGGAGUCACCCCCAGAUGAAACAUUCCAAUUUUUGAUGCCCCCCAGAAUUGUCGGGUUCAACCUUCGCCGAAAGAAGUGGUUCAAGCUCUGCACCGACCGCAUCUCCGAUGUAGUUUGGAACAAAGAAGCAUUCAAGAGCCUGGCCCUCGAGUCCAAAUCUCGGGACUUGAUCCAAGCACUGGUCACUAACCACAUUGAAGCUGAGUACUCGGCAGAUUUAAUCGCAGGAAAGGGCAACGGUCUCAUCCUGCUCUUACACGGUGGACCAGGAACAGGUAAGACACUGACUGCAGAGAGUGUCGCUGAAAUUGCAGAGCGACCUCUCUAUCGUGUCACCUGCGGCGAUGUGGGCACCAAGCCUGAAGAGGUCGAAAAGUAUCUCGAGUCUGUUCUUCACCUGGGCAAGAUAUGGAACUGCGUCGUGCUACUUGAUGAAGCCGACGUAUUCCUUGAGCAGCGGGGGAUGGAAGACCUGAAUCGGAAUGCGCUCGUAUCAUCAUUCUUGCGAGUGGUAGAAUAUUUCGAGGGAAUUCUCAUUCUGACCACAAACCGGGUAGGUACAUUUGAUGAGGCGUUCAAAUCGCGAAUUCAACUGGCACUGCACUACCCAAGCCUCGACGAGGACCAGCGACGUCUCAUUUGGGAGGCUUUCAUGGAGCGGUUGUGGAAGUCUGAACCUAAUUCUGUCAAUAUUCAUGAUCUGCGCAUGAAUUUGGAUGUGCUCAAGAAGGAGAGUUUGAAUGGUCGACAAAUCCGGAAUUGUAUCACCACUGCUCGUCAAUAUGCUAAGUGGCAGAAAACAUUCCUCACAUAUGAACAAGUCAAGGAUGUAAUUCAGGUGUCAGCGCGGUUUGAUGCUUAUCUGGAAAAUCUUCAUCGUCCAUCUACGCAGACUUGA
Penicillium nucicola is the source of this 2784-nucleotide messenger RNA. Its product is annotated as ATP-binding protein. Lineage: Eukaryota; Fungi; Ascomycota; Eurotiomycetes; Eurotiales; Aspergillaceae. The transcript is spliced from 3 exons. Bases 1 to 2784 code for a protein of 927 amino acids. The record is from RefSeq and is a predicted model, not a curated record. Gene Ontology annotation, molecular function: ATP hydrolysis activity; ATP binding.